UCUUAUCUUAUAUCAUUUGCAUGCUUUUUGCUGGAUAUAUGAAACAAAAAAGAUGUCUAAAAUUGAAGAGUCUCGCUUCCCGUCGUCUAUAUAUACCCUGUAGAACCAAAUUUGUGUGAUGGAAUCAGAGUCACAGAUUCGUUUCUAGGGGAGUAUAUGGUCGAUGAAAAAACUUCGAUUCCUUGAGUUAUGGGCGUCUGAGGCUGUUGAGGGCCCAAAGUGUUGCUACAGUGAUAGCGCUGGUAAAUCUUAACAGCACAUUACUCACAGAAACUCUAUAUGAUUACGAUGAGAGCGAAUAAUCUGAUCAGGAAAGUGUCUGUUUUGGACUUUACUGUUUCUUUUUUGGAGUGAGGCUCCAAAUGCAUUUAGUAAAAGAAGCUGCAGCCCGCUCCAGCUGUGGCUUUUGGCUCCUGUGUCUCAACAUUAUUGAUUUGCAGAGAGGAGUGCUGUUGCUGCCGCUGCCCAAUAGGAGCCUGAGACAGUUUUUUUUUUAAAAAAGAGAGAGGGAGACAGGGGCAGAUGAAGGGAUGAGAUUGGCGUAACUUUUGGAUGACCCCUUCAUGACAAAGACACUGUCCAUCAAUUGUCCCCAGUCAUUAUUUCACUGCUUUUAUGCCAAGGGGCUUUUUGUAUCUUUUGUUGCUUCCUCUGUUGAACACCAUGCCUUCAAGAAACUGAUCUAUCUUUAUGUAUAUAUGUAUAUAUAUACAUAUUUGGAUACUUGGAUAAAACAUCCACAAAAACAUCCAUAAAACAUCCACAUGUAAGAUUUUUUUUUAAUUAUUCCUCUAUGCUCCUUUUCUCAUAACAAUACAUGGAUUUGAAUUUGUGUUUUUCGUGCACGUGUAACUUUUAGUGUUUAUUUCCCUGUCGCUGUGCAGCAGAUUGAUAUGUUUGUUUAUUCUCAUGAGUCUUAUCUAGGUGUGUCUUCAUUUAGGCAAAAGCGCGUUCAGUUGUAUGUUUACUCGUGUUUGGACCCGCAUCACCUCCAUUGGCCGCUCUGGUCACAUGGUUCGCUAACUUUAUUCAGUUGACACCAAGUAGGAGGGCUCUAUGGAGGAGAGGAAAAAAAGACAACUCGAGAAAAAUUAGUAUUUUCUACCUUCAGAAAUUAAUGGCCAUGAGUUCGUAUAUGGUGAACUCUAAGUAUGUGGAUCCCAAAUUUCCUCCCUGCGAGGAAUACUCGCAGAAUAACUACAUACCUGAGCAGGGCUCGGACUUCUAUAGCCCGGCGCAGGACGCGGACUUCCAACACCCAGGGAUCCUCUACCCGCGGUCAAACUACACAGAGCAGCCGUUUAGCUGCAGCACUGUGCCGGACUCUGCGGUGCAGCCACGGGGUCACGCCGGCCACACUGCCCACUUUGACGCACAGACUGAGCAGGGCCCCCCGGUCCAAACGGCCGGAGCUCGGACUUGUGGCCAGCAGCAAAACGCAAAGAGUCAAAAUGGGCUCCAAGCCAAGCAACCUGCAGUAGUUUACCCCUGGAUGAAGAAAGUUCACGUAACUACCGUGAACCCGGACUACACGGGAUCAGAGCCCAAGCGCUCCAGAACCGCAUAUACCCGGCAGCAGGUCCUGGAGCUGGAGAAGGAGUUCCACUUCAACCGGUACCUGACCAGGCGGCGGCGGAUCGAGAUCGCCCACACACUCUGUCUGUCCGAGAGGCAGAUCAAAAUCUGGUUCCAGAACAGGAGGAUGAAGUGGAAGAAGGACCACAAGCUGCCCAACACCAAAGGCAGAUCGGCGCCGGCCUCCGGCCAUCUGCAGAACAUUCAAAAGGAUAACCAGACUGAUAUAACAGCGCUAUAAAGGACAGAGGAGGAGGAUUCAGGACGAAUAUUUGUACAUAAACGAAGACAAAGGCUGCAUUUUGACUUCUGCAUGGACUGAUGUCGUUUGAGCAUUAUUUUUCAAUUUAACAAAAAAUAUUCCAGCAAUUUUGACUCAAGACUGUGUCAGAAAAUCAAUCAUUUUGUAUUACUGAGAGGUUUCAACUUUUCUUUUUUUGCAUUUUAGUUUUUUUUAAUUAUUAUUUUGUUUUAUUGAUUUCCUCACAGUCAGAAAAACAGUAUUUUUCUUUAUCUGGACAAUUUUUUAUAUAAAACCCGUUCAAAUUCACAAAUUUAAACCUUUUUUCCCCCUCUCACGUCAAUUUUACGUCGCCAUAUAUAUUUUCUUAUUUUAUUAUAGUGCAGCAAUGGGGAGAAUAGAUACAAAAUUCCACAUAUUUUGUUUCACUUUUUCAUCCACGAAAACGCACAACUUAGGUACUUGAAGAAAACGAUAUUUGCAUAAACACUCAUUGACCUUUCUUUGCAAAAAAAAAAGCAACUUUCUUUUCGUAACUUGUUUGUUUUAACUUAUUUUGUAAAAAUGUUCGUAGCUCGUAUAUUAUUCUCAGACCUAAGACAUUCCUGCGCGUGAAGGAUUCCGAGUGCCCUUAUAAAUCUCUCCUGACACCUUUGUAAACAGUGUACAUUUUCAGAAAACUCUCACGUGAAAGAUCAUUUGUUCUUGCAUGGCACCAAAUCUGUAUUUCUUUCUGAGCAUAUUCCCAAAUCCUGAAUAUUUAGGAAUAUAUAUCUUUGUUUUCCUUGAUAAUUCGUUAUUUAUUUGAUGAAAGAAAAAAAAAAACAUUUUCGCGUAGCACACACUUUCAUUAAAAACACUUUCGAUCAAAGUUAGUUUUUUUUUUAAUAUAUAUAUAAUAGGUUCGAUUCUUGUGCAUUUUCAGCAUGGCUUUCCACAAACUUUUAGAAUUUAGUUACAGAUGAGAAUCUUUUAAAAACCAAACCAAACCGAGGGCGAAGAGGGACUUCUUUCAGGUUCUGUUUCCAGGCAGAUAAUUCUUGUUUUAGACCGCCAUUGUCCUCGGACAACAAGGGGAAAAAGACCCAGAAGUUUUCCCAGUAUGAAGGUCUCUUUUCUGAAGUCUUCCUCAACAGAGAGCUGAAAAGGUAUUAGAAUCGAAGAGCGACAAAAGCAGCAGAGGCAGGUUCAUCCAGGGGACACAUUUCAGCCGCAAGGACUGACCCCAGCACCCCCUGACCCGCCGGACAGGCAGCUUUUUCUCUCCCAGGCGCUAUUUUUGUUUGGAUGGGGGGAAAAAGCCAGUUGGACAGUUUAAAACAAAGCUAAACCUGAUUCACAGUAAAGGGCCAGUCAGUUCCACAGUCCUACUCGUAUUUUAACAGUAUUUAUAUUACCGCCCCUCCCUCCCCCUGUCGAGAAGGCUCUGAUGUGUAUUUUGUCGUGUUGCAUUAAUCAAUAUGCAAUUUUUUUCAUCAAUUUUUAUUUUUGUAAAUGCUUUUUACCUUGUACGGUGCUUUGAAAUGUGAGAAGUAUAUAAAAAUAAAGAUUUCUACUGAUUAUUCAUUUGAA
Molecule: messenger RNA, 3388 nt
Organism: Xiphophorus couchianus (Monterrey platyfish)
Lineage: Eukaryota; Metazoa; Chordata; Actinopteri; Cyprinodontiformes; Poeciliidae
Gene: hoxd4a
Product: homeobox D4a
Exons: 2
Coding region: 1118-1816 (232 amino acids)
Biological process (GO): embryonic skeletal system morphogenesis; positive regulation of transcription by RNA polymerase II; anterior/posterior pattern specification
Cellular component (GO): nucleoplasm; nucleus
Molecular function (GO): DNA-binding transcription factor activity, RNA polymerase II-specific; RNA polymerase II cis-regulatory region sequence-specific DNA binding
Source: RefSeq, a predicted model, not a curated record